AGUAGGGAUUAGCUUGAAAAUUGAAAUGAAGGAAGAAAAAUGGUGAAUGCACUCACUCACAGUCAGAGUCAGUUUGUGUUGGUGCUAUUGAACUCCAAUUGCAGAGGGAGCAAGAGUAGUAGCAACACCGUCUUCCGAAAACCCUUUGCGAAAUUUUCAUCCCUCACCACUAAAAUUUGCCACGCCUCUUACCACCGUUUCGCUGACAAAAAGCACACAACCCUUCUGGUUGAGACUUACCAUCUCCAUCACAGCCUCAGAGCCUUACUUGCAAAGCUUGAGAACGAAUAUUCCAACCCUCUUCACAUGCUCGCAGAAGACGCUGAUUGGUCCAAAGACCAUUUUUGGGCUGUUGUCAGGUUCCUUAAAAGUUCCUCAAACUUCACCCAUAUCCUUCAGGUGUUUGAUAUGUGGAAGAACAUUGAGAAAUCACGGAUUAGUGAGUUCAACUAUAACAAGAUCAUAGGCUUGUUAUGUGAAGGAGGAAAGAUGGAAGAUGCAUUAUCUGCAUUGCAAGAUAUGAAAGUUCAAGGUAUCAAGCCUUCUUUGGACACUUACAAUCCAAUCAUUCAUGGAUUAUCCAGAGAAGGUAAGUUCAGUGAUGCUUUACGUUUUAUUGAUGAGAUGAAAGAAUCUGGCUUAGAGCUGGAUUCUGAAACCUAUGAUGGUUUGAUUGGAGCCUAUGGGAAAUUUCAAAUGUAUGAUGAGAUGGGUGAGUGUGUGAAGAAGAUGGAGUUGGAAGGAUGUUCUCCUGAUCCUAUCACUUACAAUAUACUUAUCCAAGAGUAUGCUGGUGGCGGGCUACUCCAGAGAAUGGAAAAGCUUUAUCAAAGAAUGCUUUCAAAAAGAAUGCAUGUCAAAUCUUCUACUCUAGUUGCAAUGCUGGAGGCUUAUACCACAUUUGGGAUGGUUGAAAAGAUGGAAAAAUUUUAUAGAAAAAUCUUGAACUCAAAAACAUGUAUAGAGGAUGAUUUGAUUAGAAAAGUGGCUGAAGUAUAUAUCAAUAACUUCAUGUUUUCUAGAUUAGAGGACCUGGCACUAGAUUUAUGUCCAGCUUUUGGUGAGAGCAACCUCGAAUGGUGUUUCCGGCUUCUUUCUUAUGCAUGUCUUUUGAGUAAAAAAGGUAUGGAUAUAGUUGUUCAAGAAAUGCAAGAUGCCAAGGUUAGUUGGAAUGUUACUGUUGCAAAUAUUAUCAUGUUGGCUUAUGUGAAGAUGAAAGAAUUCAGGCAUUUGAGAAUUUUGCUAUCUCAGUUGCCAAUCUACCGGGUGCAGCCUGAUAUAAUCACUAUUGGAAUUCUAUUUGAUGCAACUAGAAUUGGUUUUGAUGGUAGUGGAGCUUUAGAAACAUGGAGGAGAAUGGGCUAUCUAUAUAGAGUAGUAGAAAUGAAAACAGAUUCUCUGGUCCUUACUGCAUUUGGGAAAGGCCAUUUUCUUAAAAGCUGUGAAGAAGUGUACUCCUCCCUUCACCCUGAGGACAGAAAAAGGAAAACAUGCACUUACCAUGAUCUCAUUCCUUUAUUGUCAAAACAUACUGGUACCAUCGACUGUAUAAAAACCUAGACAGUUAACCAAUCUUUGCUUUUAUGAAAGUAAAAAAAAAAUUGUAAAAAAAUUGGCAUCUUACUUCCCAGUUUCCAUUACAGUUGGGAUUGGGAUGAUGUAAAAAAAAAAAUUAAAAUUCUAUUUGGCAGAGUGAAGACACUUUCAAUUUUGAAAUGAGUUUAGUUUAUAGACGAUGUCUAGGGUGGUCCAAUAGGAUAACUGGAUCAUGAUGGUCAAAACAAUAAGGAUCGUUAUAUUUAUUAUUAAAUUAUUGAAGGGUUGAGAUGAGUUACUGGUAACCUGUCUUAUCAGUUAUUUUUAAUAGAAUUUAUUUACAAGACAAAAAUGUAAUUUUCAUGAUUAUUCCUUUAAGGUUUAGGGUUAAUGUCUUUGAUGUGCUGAUGGGUGGUGGUCAUCAACAUAUGCGGUGGAGAUGGAAGGAGGCUACGGAGGCAAUUGGAGGUUGAAGAAAUCGGCGACACCUUUAAUCGCUGCCACCCACAUAGUUUGCCACCACCGGGGAUGACCAUCACCACUACACCAGCCCUCCACCGCACAAUGACUUAACCAGAUUCAUGGCCUUUUGCUUGCAUAGGUCCUCAACGAUGUCGAUUUUACAGAUUCCAUGGCUCUGAUUUAGGUUCUUUUUUUGUUUUUAAUUUUUGGAUGAAAUGAACCACGAGAAAUUUUGUAAUAUGUAUUCUAAUGUGCAUGUGAUUUUGGAUUGACAUGAGAACCUGUGUAUUGUAGGUGGGAGGAAAGAGUAUUUGGCCAUUAAUGAACUUUGUUAAUUUUCUGUUCGAGGUGAACUUUGUUUGAAUCAUUGUUGGGAUAAAUGGAAAGCAUUGUUA
Glycine soja is the source of this 2393-nucleotide messenger RNA. RefSeq names its product pentatricopeptide repeat-containing protein At4g14190, chloroplastic-like. The record is from RefSeq and is a predicted model, not a curated record. Gene Ontology annotation, molecular function: protein binding. Lineage: Eukaryota; Viridiplantae; Streptophyta; Magnoliopsida; Fabales; Fabaceae. Bases 40 to 1560 code for a protein of 506 amino acids. The transcript is spliced from 2 exons.